GACGCUGAGAUGAACGCUGCCUGUGUCUAAUUUUAAACUUCAUUACCAAUCCCAAGCUAGGCAAAGGGUGACUGAUGGACGUGGAAUAUGUGACUUUGCCAUGUGGACUAGUGGUAAAACUAUUCAAAUGCUCAUCCUUAGCUCUAGUCUUCUCUGCAGCCUGCAAGAUGAGGAAUCCUGCGACAUUGGAAAUAGGUGCGCACCCCUUCGUCGAGUUUCAUGUUGAGUUCAAAUGCACCCGGCUUGACCACAAAUAGAAAUGUAGUGUAGAAUUAUUUGGAAAUUGUACUUUUGGAUGAAAUCGCUUUUCUCCUGUUACUCGAUUGUUGAAAGGAUCAGAAGGUUUCUGAUCAGGUAGAACGAUGAGCACAUCAUAGCUUCGAAAAGCCAUCACCGGAAGCGUGAACUGUCGGCUGCAUGGUGCCCAACCUAAUUCUAGAUGGUUAGAUGGUCGAGUGAAUGGGAGUCGCUGAGGGACGACGACCUACGGAAGACGGCCCGCGGAAGAGGCGCGACAGCUUCGUGGUCCAUAUUCCACACCACAAAGUCAGAUAAAU
Colletotrichum phormii is the source of this 557-nucleotide messenger RNA. RefSeq lists its product as uncharacterized. NCBI's taxonomy places the organism in Eukaryota, Fungi, Ascomycota, Sordariomycetes, Glomerellales, Glomerellaceae. The transcript has a single exon. The coding region runs from base 75 to 257 and encodes 60 amino acids. The record is from RefSeq and is a predicted model, not a curated record.